UCGAGUGUGCUGCCCGUCACCAAGGAGAGCAGAAUCAAAAGUCAAAACUUUUCCUUUAUUGAUUCAUAUCGCGGUUUUUGUUGAGACUGAGUUGCAAUUUGUUGAUCCAUUUUUAUGCUCUGUACAUAUCGGAAUCGUUUAGUUUAGUCAUUAAAUGUGGUGGAAAAUGUGAAAGCGAAGGCAAGAAGCAUCACAGUUUGCAGUUUUUAAGCUUUUAAUGUGUUCUAAAUGGGUAGCAGAUAGUGAGUUAGUUUUCAAUAGUUUAUCGACAAUAGAGCAAAUUCGGGUAGGGCAGAUCGACUGCUGCAGUUCGCCGUGGAAAAUGAUGCCGAUUCAUUGGCCACAACGCAAUCCAUCAUCUGCACUGACGACCGCAAACCUUCCAUCGAAAGAGUAUCCACUUUAGGGGGCCUCCGGUCUAGGUCCCACUCAAUAAAUCUGAGUGUACAUGUGUGCUCCACUUGCAAACUAUGGGAAAUUGCUUCAAAGGAUGCCUUUCGCAGGAAAAUCAAGCGCGCAAUCGAACGUUGGCCGCUAGUGAUAGCCAGUAUGAGAUGUUGGUCGAAGGAUCAUCACAGCAGCAAGUGAAAAUCAAGCAGAACAAAUCAAAAAAGAAAACGAAGCUUUUUGGGAAAAUUUGGCAAAGAAAAGGAGAUGUGGAGUACUCAAGACUGAACAAAUCAAACAAUAAUUUUAUAAGCAAGAGUAAUAAUAAUGACCAUCAGAAAUCAGGAUCAGAAAUUCAACUGCAGUGCCUCGAUGCACACUCGCUUCUGCUGGUGUCGAAGGAUAGCAAUACUCGAAAGAAUGGAUAUCAUGAUCUCAAUACGGAUAUGACUUCCACUCCUGGGAGUUCCUUGGAUCUGGAGUGGGAGAAUGAUUACGGAUACCAGAAUAGCAAUUGGCAACUGCGACCAAUCGACGACCAACAGCUCCCUUACCCUACACCGAUGGAUCCUGUGUUCAAAGUGGAGGAAUGGUCCAUUCUCAAGAAAAGCAAAGACCGUAUCAACUGCAUACGACGGUUGGAUCGUGGUCCAUUGCUGCACGCUCCGGAUAAUGGAACCGGUGCCAGCACCCAUCCCCUGUCCAGCGUCGGUGCGAACGGGUCCGGUGUCAUCGGAACGCCCUCGAUCGUGAGCUGUGGUUCGUAUGCUUCCUCUUCACACAUAUCAACGCCGGAGGAUUCGCUCGAGUGGGAUAUUGAUCAGGAUCGACAGCUUAAGUCGGAAAACGAAUCUCUGGAUCUCGAAACUAAGGAGCUGCUGUUGGAAAUCGAGCUGCUGAAGAAUCGCGUUCUCAACGAGACUGGUGCUAACCUGAAGGAUCUGAAAUACGACGAAUCAAUCAGUUGAUUCCGCUUUCGCGGAUAGUGAGCUUGCCUCACGGAAUGGUAUGAGACGAGGGAAGGACCGAAAAUCAAACGAUUGACUUUAAAUUAUUAUAGGGAAAAUUGAAUACAAUGUAGAACAUGUUGAAACACAUUUUAGAACAGAGAAAUGUAACCCAGAUCAAAACAAGUGUACCGAAAAUUUCGUAGGGAAUUGUUUCGAAACACAAAGAUAGACGAAUAGUACCAGUGUAAUCUAUAUUUAUUGUGAAUUCUAUAUAUUCCACAGUUUAUGAAACACUCCUUAGACAGAAUCAAAUCCGAAAACGAACAAUGCAAAAAAGGAAGAAUGAUCGAUUGGUAAUCGCCGUAAUUGAUCAACAAACGAGAAAAAGCAUUUAUUUUCCAAGUGCAGAAUGAAACAAAACUUUAUCGAGUACCGUAAGGAAAGGUCGCUAUAAUACGAACAAGGUGCAUAAUAAAUACUGAA
This is a messenger RNA of Ochlerotatus camptorhynchus, 1820 nucleotides long. RefSeq lists its product as uncharacterized. Bases 471 to 1355 code for a protein of 294 amino acids. The record is from RefSeq and is a predicted model, not a curated record. NCBI's taxonomy places the organism in Eukaryota, Metazoa, Arthropoda, Insecta, Diptera, Culicidae. The transcript is spliced from 6 exons.